AUGGACAUUGGCUUCGAAAAUAUUGCAGCCUAUAACAAACUCGACGAAGGCUUCUCAGCGCACGACACCAUCAACUGUACAAUUAAUGGCGCACGCUUCUGGACCAACGACAACGGCUUUGCCAACGUUAAUAGCUGUGUCACCAGUGCCACCAAUCUCCUUAUCCACGAUAACAUCGGCUAUGGCCUCUGGUUAUCUGAUAAUACCACCAGCAACCUAACUAACAUCCGCGUCUGGAACAAUGGUGCCGUUCAAAUCCGUUUGGACAACCGCGCAGCAGGCACGGCUACCAGAGUCUCUGCGUGGACAACUGCCUGGAAUACACCACCGUGGCGACGUUACAAGGAAUCUAUAACCUUUAAAACUUCGAUAGCACUCGGAGGCAACGCUGCUUACACACCAGUGCCAUUCUGGACCGGUUCACUGGAAAUCGUCACUGUACCUGCCGCCCCCCGUACCUAUCAACCCAACGAACACCACUCCUGUGCCCGCCGCAACAACGUUGAUUCAAAACGCCGUUACCACCGGUCGCCCACUUGUAGUUCUUCCAGCUGGUAUCCAUCGACUCACGGAUCAAAUUGGCAUUAA
Molecule: messenger RNA, 588 nt
Organism: Rotaria socialis
Lineage: Eukaryota; Metazoa; Rotifera; Eurotatoria; Philodinida; Philodinidae
Source: the annotation of a GenBank genome assembly